This is a messenger RNA of Penicillium odoratum, 1344 nucleotides long. RefSeq lists its product as uncharacterized. Bases 1 to 1344 code for a protein of 447 amino acids. Gene Ontology annotation, molecular function: transmembrane transporter activity. The record is from RefSeq and is a predicted model, not a curated record. NCBI's taxonomy places the organism in Eukaryota, Fungi, Ascomycota, Eurotiomycetes, Eurotiales, Aspergillaceae. The transcript has 2 exons. Gene Ontology annotation, biological process: transmembrane transport.
AUGGUUGAUGAUCGGCUCGGUGGUCUUGUUCGUCCUCGCAGCGGUAUCAGCGGCGGCGCGAUCAAACCUCCCGUGAUGAUUGCUGGGCGAUCAAUCCAAGGAGUUGAGGUUGCCGGUAUCAAUGUAAUGAUCGAUAUGAUCGUUAGCGAUAUGCUACGAGGAAACUUCAUGGGUAUGAUCUUCGCCGUGUUCACCGUCGGCACCUUCCUUGGCCCAUUUAUUGGGGGUGUUAUUGUACAGCAUAGCUCCUGGAAAUGGGUUUUCUAUCUCAACCUUCCCAUUGGCGGAACGGCGAUCGUCUGCCUGUUUUUCUUUCUCCAUGUCAACUACCAAAAAGAGCCAUGGCAUGAAAAGGUCAAGCGGAUCGACUAUACUGGCAAUGCACUUCUUAUGACCUCUAUUUUCUUUAUUCUCCUCGCUCUCACCUGGGGUGGUACUACCUACGCCUGGUCAAACUGGCGGAUCAUCGUCUGUUUACUUCUCGGUCUCAUUGGUAUGAUUCUAUUCCACGCUUUUGAGGCCAGUCCAUUGUGUCGGGAACCCAUGAUGCCACCAUAUAUAUUUCGACACCGCACUUCAUUCAUUGCCUUGGUUGUGUCCUUUGUACAUAAUAUGCUUACGUUCUUGGUGAUCUACUUUAUACCCGUGUACUUCCAGGCUGUGAAGCUUUCUACCUCUACUCGCGCCGGUGUACAGUUUCUACUGAGUGUGAUUCUCGCUGUGCCGACUGCCAUUGUUGCAGAUGGCCUUACUAAAUAUGACCGCUAUAAGCCUAUCCAUAUCUUCGCUUCGGCUGUGAUUCUCCUAGGACUAGGUCUCUUUACUCUCCUCGAUGCCGAGUCAAGUGCAACAGAGUGGAUCAUUUUCCAAAUCAUCACCGCAAUCGGCUUGGGUCUUCUGCACAUAAGUACGCUAGCUGCAGUGCAGGUUCCCUUAGAAGAAAAGGAUGUUGGACUCGCUACGGCGACAUGGGCGUUUGUUCGCAGUCACGGUGCUAUCUGGGGAAUUGCAAUUCCAGCUGCUAUUUUUAACACCGAGUUUGCGCGCUUGUCGGGUCGUAUCUCAAACCCCGCUGUUUCGGCGCAACUUGCGGGUGGAGAAGCUUACCCUCAUGUCUCUUCAAAAUUUAUUGAGUCACUUGCUCCUCAAGUUCAACGGGAGGUAGUCAGCGUGUACACUGAUGCUCUGAAGCUGGUUUGGUAUGUCUCGCUCGCUUUUGCUGCUCUGGCGUUCAUCAUUACCUUCUUUGAGAAGGAGUUGAAACUACGAACCGAGUUGGAGACGAAGUAUGGAAUCAAGGAUGCUAAGGAAGGUAAGGAAAAGGAAAGCGCCACUGAGGUCUAA